ACGCAAAUAUAUCAUUUGAAUGGAUAACACUUACAUAGUAUAAUGAAUCCUGUUAGUCCAAUGGUCUGAAAAUAUGGAGAUAUUUUCACUCUCUUGUGGAAUUUUGAUCUGAAGAUUCUGAUUUGGGAUCUCAAAUGGAGAACGUUGAUGUUUCCAAGUACAUACACAGCUCUGUGCACAGAGCUGUUGCUUCUAAAGACUAUGUUAGUCUCAGAGCAAUACUGUCUUCUCUUCCAAAGCCUAAAGAUCCUUGUGAGAUUCAAACAGAAGCAGCUUCAUUAGCCGAGGAAGCAAAAUCCGAUGCCAUUUCGGCUGUGAUUGAUAGAAGAGACGUCCCAAGCCGUGACACGCCGCUACAUUUAGCUGUGAAGCUGUGUGAUUCAACAUCAGUAGAAAUGCUGAUGGUUGCUGGAGCUGACUGGACUUUGCAAAACGAGGACGGUUGGAACGCGUUGCAGGAAGCUGUUUGCGGUAGACAAGAGGCGAUUGCGAUGAUUAUAGUCCGGCAUUAUCAGCCUUUAGCUUGGGCUAAAUGGUGUAGGAGACUACCUCGUUUGAUAGCUACAAUGAGUAAGAUGAAAGAUUUUUACUUGGAGAUGAGUUUUCAUUUUGAAAGCUCUGUUGUGCCUUUUGUAUCUAAGGUUGCGCCGUCUGAUACUUAUAAGGUUUGGAAAGUGGGAUCGAAUUUGAGAGCGGAUAUGACUAUGGCUGGUUUUGAUGGUUUCAAGAUUCAACGGUCUGAUCAGAGUAUUUUGUUUCUUGGUGAUGGGUCAGAGGAUGGUGAAGUUGCUCGUGGAUCGCUUUAUAUGGUUAAUCAUAAGGAUAAAGAAGUGGUGAAUGCGUUGGAUGGUGCUUGUGGAGUUCCAUCAGAAGAAGAAGUUAGGAAAGAAGUGGCUGCAAUGUGUAAGAGUAAUAUCUUUAGACCCGGGAUUGAUGUGACACAAGCGGUUCUAUCUCCGCAGACUAAUUGGAGGAGACAGGAGAAGAGUGAGAUGGUUGGUCCUUGGAAAGCUAAAGUCUAUGAGAUGAACAAUGUUGUUGUUAGUAUUAAGUCUAGAAAGGUUCCUGGUUCAUCGGGUGAUAAAGAAAACGGUGGUGUCGAAGGAGGCGAUGAUGAUAUGUGCGAUAUUCUAACAGAUGAAGAGCAAAAGCAACUAGAGGCUGCACUUAAGCUAGAUUUACCGGACUUCCCAAAUGUCAAUGGUGAGAAUGGUUUCAUUGAUCCUCAUCAGCAGCAAGAUCAUAUCGAGGUCGUAGAUUUUAGUCAAGCCAACAAGAAAGCGGAGAAGAAAGGGUGGUUAGGAGGUUGGAGAAAGAAAGAGACUAAACAAGAGAAGCAAAUUCAAUACGCGCCUCCGAGAAGCUCUCUUUGUGUGAAUGAGAAAGUAAGUAAUCUAUUGGGAGAGUCUAAUCAGAUAAAACCAGGAAGACACUCAGUAGAUAAUGAGCAUUAUAGGAAACCAAAAGCAUCGGUCUCUGGUAAGACACACCACGAAAGCGAAUACAAGAAAGGGUUACGUCCUGUUCUUUGGUUGUCUCCAAACUUCCCAUUACAAACAGAAGAGCUUCUUCCUUUACUUGACAUACUUGCAAACAAAGUUAAAGCGAUUCGUCGUCUCAGAGAACUUCUUACCACAAAACUUCCCUCUGGAACAUUUCCUGUCAAGGUUGCUAUUCCAGUGGUACCUACAAUAAAAGUGCUAGUUACAUUCACAAAGUUUGAAGAAAUUGAGCCUGUAGAUGAGUUUAAGACACCUCUCUCGAGCCCGACUGCUUCUGGCUAUGAGAGUCCAGCUGCUGCAACAACUGAGUUCAGUAACUCAUCGUCCUCGUGGUUUCGUCGGUCUAGAUCAAACAAAGAUGGUACAAGCAGUAAGUCCAAAACAUUACAAGACCCAUUUGCAAUCCCCACAGGUUAUACUUGGGACAGGGUGCUUGCAAGGAAUCUUAGGACAAGUGUCUGUGGAACAAGGAUUUUGCAGAGGACUUGUUCAACUGUUGUGACACAUGAAGUUUCUAGUUCAGGUUCUAAUGAGAGUAAUGCAAUAAGGAAUUCUACUGACGAUGGUCCACAACAUGACAUUGCUAUUGUUGGUGGUGGAAUGGUUGGAAUCGCUUUAGCUGCUUCUUUGGCAAGCAAGCCAUUGACAAAGCACUUGAAUGUUGCUAUUAUUGACAAUAAUCCUCUUUUGGGGAGAAAAAAUAUCAUAGAGAAAGGGCAUCCACCUGAUCCCAGAGUCAGUACAGUCACACCUGCAACAAUAUCCUUCCUCAAAGAUAUUGGUGCCUGGAAAUACAUUGAGGAACAGCGACAUGCGUACUUUGAUAAGAUGCAGGUAUGGGACUAUACGGGACUUGGAUAUACAAGAUACAAUGCUAAUGAUGUACAUCAAGAUGUUUUGGGGUGUGUAGUGGAGAAUAAAGUUCUUCAGAGUUCUCAGCUAUCUUGUGUACAGGAAUCAGAUCUCCAGAAGACUGUUUAUCCCGCAAGGUUAAACGCGAUGGAUAUGCUACCUAGCUCUUCGUUGAUAGGUCUUGGUGAAGUACCAUCCUCAACAGACUUGUUCAUGCGAGGACGCCUUGCUAAGCUGGAGCUAAGUGAUGGAAAUCAUGUCUAUGCAAAACUGGUGGUAGGCGCCGAUGGGUCUAAAUCGCGAGUGAGGGAGUUGGCAGGGAUCAAAACGACUGGAUGGAACUACUCACAAAACGCUAUAAUUUGUACUGUUGAGCAUACUGUUGAAAACUACACAGCAUGGCAACGGUUUUUACCCAAUGGCCCAAUCGCACUUCUUCCCAUUGGUGACAAGUUUAGCAACAUAGUAUGGACUAUGGACCCAAAAGAGGCAUCAGAUCGAAAAUUGAUGAACGAGGAUGACUUCAUCAAAGCUGUAAACGACGCUCUGGAUUCUGGAUAUGGUCCAAAUCCAGAGACUACAAGUUCACGGGAUAGUCUCUCUUGGCUUACAGGAGAUGCGACCAUAUCUGCCAAAGAGAGGUUUGAAACUCCUCCCAAGGUUGUGAAGCUUUCUUCAGAAAGAAUGAUGUUCCCUUUGUCUUUAAGGCACGCAAAAGACUAUGUGUCAAAGCGUGUGGCUCUUGUUGGUGACUCAGCUCAUACUGUUCACCCGUUGGCUGGUCAAGGAGUGAAUCUAGGAUUUGCAGAUGCGUGUGCUCUCUCCAAAGCUAUAUCAGAAGGCAUUGCUCUUGGUACCGAUAUAGGCGAGUCAAAUCUGCUCAAGCGAUAUGAAUCAGAGAGAAAACCUGCAAAUAUAGCAAUGAUGGCGGUCUUAGACGGAAUCCAGAAGAUGUACUCGGUGGAUUUCGGACCGCUGAAUGCUCUAAGAGCGGCUGCAUUCCACGGGGCUCACUACAUUUCGCCGCUUAAAAAGCGAAUCAUAUCGUAUGCUUCAGGAGAUCAAUCUUUGCCGCUAUUUUCGUGAAGAACGCUAGGUAUUGAUUGCUUUGGUAUCAUCUUUUCUUUUGCCUUAUAGAAAUUUAAUGGUGACUGAAAACAGCUCCCGGAGCCCAUAUUUUAAAUAAGCCUGUUAUGUAAUGCGACCAUUGUAUUUAGAAUUUUAUGUUUCAGUCAAUAAAAUACUAAAAUCCUA
Arabidopsis arenosa is the source of this 3608-nucleotide messenger RNA. Lineage: Eukaryota; Viridiplantae; Streptophyta; Magnoliopsida; Brassicales; Brassicaceae. The record is from the annotation of a GenBank genome assembly.